AUGUCGUCCAGCAGCGCAUCCAUGUUAGCACCAACGGCUUUGAGUGGCCCCAAGGCACCUUCACCUCUCGUGGCCAAAAUCACGUCUGUCCUAUCGAAGUCGUACUCGGACACAGAGUUCAGAGAUGCCUUGGCACUACUCGAUGAGCGAGAGGUUGUCAAUGAGCCAGAAACAAGACGCCAAGUGCGCUUGGAGUUGCAGAAAGAAGUUAUCGACAGCAACGCCGAUAUCAUCCGCGAGUUUGGCAAGGUUUCUGAGCAACUCCAGCGCAUCAAAGGCACAGUGGAUAAGCUGAACUCACGGUUCGAGACCGUCAAGCGAAACGUUGCGGCUGCGCAAGUCGAGACGCAGCCAGCACUACGCGAGGCUUCUUCACUCAUACAACAGCAAGAGCAGCUCCGGAAAAAACGGAUGUUGCUCGAUACCUUCACAACGCAUUUCUCACUGUCCGACGACGAGAUCGCCUCGUUAACGGUGACCAGUGAGCCGGCGGAUGACAAUUACUUUGCAGCACUGAGGAAGGCGAAAAAAAUCCGUGCCGAUUGCCACGUGCUGUUGGGUUUCGAGAGCCAGGCUUUGGGCCUGGAGCUCAUGGAUCAGACCUCCAAGCGCAUAGAUCUUGGUUAUCAAAAGCUGUACAAAUGGGUGCAGCGAGAGUUCAAGACCCUGAAUCUUGAAAACCCACAGAUGAAUCCGUCUAUCAGGCGCUCCUUGAGAGUUCUUGCAGAAAAGCCAACGCUAUUCCGAAAUUGCAUAGCGUUCUUCGCCGAAGCCCGAGAGAGAAUCCUGACAGAUGCGUUCCAUUCAGCUCUGGUUGGACCACCUUCACGUUCCACCGGUCCUUCAGCAAAACCUAUUGACAUGGUCGCACACGAUCCUUUGCGUUACGUGGGCGACAUGCUAGCCUGGAUACAUUCGGCUGCUGUCAGUGAACAUGAGGCGUUGGAAGUACUAUUCGUCUCGGAGGGCGAAGAACUCGCCAGAGGCCUGAAAACCGGGCGCGAUGCUGAAGUCUGGCGGCUAGUAGCCGAUGAUGACGAUCAAUCCGCCGAUUACAAUGCAUUGAGAGCACUCGAGGAUCUCAUCGACAGAGACAUCUCUGGUGCUGCCCGCGUUCUUCGUCAGAGAAUUGAGCAGGUCAUCCAGGGCAAUGAGGAUACGAUUGUAGCGUACAAACUGGCAAAUCUAGUGGGCUUCUACCGAAUAACAUUCGAGAAGCUUCUGGGCUCUGCAUCAACGCUCGUGGACACUAUGAGCAGCUUGCAAACAGAAGCCUUCCGCCAGUUCAAAGCCCUCGUCCGAGAGCACAUUGCAACCUUACAUGGGCAGUUCCAGCAAACCCCCUCAAAUCUCGAACCCCCGGCGUUUUUGCACGAAUGUUUGAAACAGCUGGACGCCUGUAUGCAUUCUUACGAUUCGUCUUUAGCGAUACCUGGGGACAGAAAGAGCGGGUUCGAUCCGCUGUUGGCUGAAGCUUUCGACCCAUUCAUGUCCGGAUGCGAGAACAUGGCUCGCUCUAUGCCAAAACUCAAUGCCUCGAUUUUCCUCAUCAACUGCUAUCUACUCGCAUUGUCGACGCUAGACGGAUUUGAUUUCACACAGGCAAGGGCGAACCAUAUCCACGAAGCGAUGGAUAAGGUGGCUGAGGAUCUCGCUGGGAACCAGCUGCAGUUUCUCCGCGACGCUUCGGGCCUUGAUGCUAUCCUUGAUGCUUUUCUGGGCGAGGCGAAGGAAUCAAACCCUAAUAUAGAUCCAGUCCAGUUGCGCGAGGCCAGCCAAAGCCUGGAUGAUUUCUUACCCUCUGCAUGGAUGGAUAGUCUGGAGAGGGUGCGACAUCUGCGAGAUUCUACUCUCGCACGCCAGAUCACUCAAGAUGCAGCUGAGGACUUCUGUCGCCAAUUUGAACAGCUGGAAGCAGCGAUUGAAAAGGCGGACAAGGACAGCAUGGGUGAGCGGGAAGGAGAUCAGCCCGGACCUCUCCGCUUGGCACUGCCACGAACUACCGCAGAACUGAGUGUUCUUCUGUCGUGA
This is a messenger RNA of Emericellopsis cladophorae, 2031 nucleotides long. Its product is annotated as Conserved oligomeric Golgi complex subunit 6. Bases 1 to 2031 code for a protein of 676 amino acids. Gene Ontology annotation, biological process: intra-Golgi vesicle-mediated transport. The transcript has 2 exons. Lineage: Eukaryota; Fungi; Ascomycota; Sordariomycetes; Hypocreales; Bionectriaceae. The record is from RefSeq and is a predicted model, not a curated record. Gene Ontology annotation, cellular component: COG complex.